CUCAUCUCGCUCGCUGCACUCACUACACUCUCACUGUGACUCUCUCUCUCUCUCUCUCGCUCUCCCUCCGAGCUCAAAUGGCUCAUCGCCUGGCGGCCCUUUCGAUGGUUCUCACCCUGCUCUCGUCCUACACUUGGACCGGCGGCGGCGCCAUCCCCCGGUCCCUGUCGCCGACCGCCUCCCUGGUCGACUUGCACGGCUCCACGCUCGACCCCCGCCAGCUCACAGCGCUCCAGGCCAUGGGGUUCUCCUCCGCCGGCGACCCUUGCGCCGUCCCCUCUCCCCGCGACAACGCCACCGCCUGUGACGACGACGCUCCCUUCCGCCACCUCGUCUCCCUCCGCCUCGCCAACUGCUCCCCGGACCUCGACCUCCCCACCACCGCGCUCCGGGCCCUGUCUACCCUUCGCUCCCUCGCUUUCUUCCGCUGCCCCAUCGCCGCCCCGAGGCGCCUCCCGGGCCCCUUCGUUGCCUCUCUCCGCUCUUUCUCCUGCACCGCCUCCCUCCGUCGCCUUACCGGCGUGUGGCUCUCCCGCAUCCAGAACCUCACCGACCUCUCCGUCAUCGGCGUCCCAGUCGUCGCCAGCGGCCCCGCCGUGGUCCUCUCCCAGAUGCGUCACCUCCGCUCCGCCACCAUCUCUUCUGCCAACCUCUCCGGCCUCGUCCCCCACCACUGGCACGCCUUCAACCUCGUCCACCUCAACCUCUCCUCCAACCGCCUUAAGGGCCCAGUCCCGAGCUCCAUCUCCGUUCUCGGCUUCCUCCAGACCCUCGAUCUCAGCUCCAACGCGCUCACAGGAACCCUCCCCGACUCCAUCGGCGACCUCGCUGCUCUCAAAAACGCAUCUUUCGCGCACAACUCGAUCUCCGGGCCCAUCCCCGACUCCAUGUCUCAGCUCUCGGCGCUCGUCCACCUCGAUCUUAGCUCGAAUCAGUUCAACGGAAGCAUCCCAAAGUUCCUAUCUGGGAUGAAGGGAUUGAAGUUCCUAAAUCUGGAGAACAACAACUUCCAAGGAGUGCUCCCCGUCAACGCGUCCUUCCUGAAGAGACUCGAGGUCUUCAAGGUGGGCGGCAACAGCAACCUCUGCUACAACCACACUGUGCUCUCUUCCAAGCUCAAGCUGGGGAUCGCCCCCUGCGACAAGUACGGUCUACCAGCGUCGCCGCCCCCGGACCGCUCCACUCGGGCGGACUCGUCGGACUACUCCGACGACGGCAGCGACGACGGGAGCGGGGAUAGAGGGAGCGGCGGCGGGGACCACCACGGGCCGAGCAAGCUGGUGCUCGGAGUGGCCAUCGGGCUGUCCUGCUUUGUCUUCCUGGUCAUCUUCCUGGUUUGCCUCUCCAAGCUGUGCGGCUGAAGCAGAAGUUCGAUCUCAGCAGCAAAAAAAUCCACCUUUAUCUAUCUACUACUCAGCAUUAUUCUCCUCAGAGGUUCGAUCAGCUGGAGCACAUGUUGACAUAGCGACCCACAACCAACCAUCUCUCUCUCUCUCUCCCCCAGACAUCUCCUUCCUGUUUGCAGAUAAAACCGAUGCUGGUUACUCUUGGAAUGUUGGUUGAGCAAUGCUGUUUUUGAGUCGACGAGAGGGAUAGAGCUUUAAUCACAGUGUCUUCUUCUCCCACCUGUCCUUUUUAUUAGCUCUAUAGGCGCUGUAGACAUCCUGCUGUCCUUUUAUAGCGUUCAUUACUCGUCACUCUACUUUAUCUUAUCAAUGAAGUUUCCGUCUCUAGCGCAGUGGUCGCUGCUUUGAGUUCCCACAUGAUGCUGUACUCAUUUAUUGGCUCUGCCUUCCGCACUAAGCUGCCACUGAUACAUGAACAUCCAAGAAUGAUGAAGAUGAUGAUGUCGUCUUCGUCUUCGUCUUCGUCUUCGUCUUGUGGGCGAGCACCAGACUAUCUGCAGACACAGCAGAUUCAGAUUCACGGAAUCUUGUAUCAGAUCAAUCGAGUUGUACAACGCUACAAUCUUUGUCACCCUACGCAAUCGUUUAGCCGAGCUAACAAUAAUACCUUUGAGGCGGUCGAUGCUUCGCCGGUUCAUCACCUCCUUGGCUACAAGGGCUUGUGGUUCACGAGAAAGCGCAGGAAGAAGAGGGGAUCUGACGUUUAUUUCUUUUGGGGAACGGACACAUCGGCCAGCGGUAAAGUCGAUCGCUUUCGGGUGGCACCUGCGUUGAUUCUUGCAUUAGUUUUUCUGAUCUGAGAUACUGACAGAGGACUCAUGGAAGGCGAAGUUGGAAGAAAGGCGAGAGUUGUUGGUGGGUGGAGA
Messenger RNA from Musa acuminata AAA Group (dessert banana), 2272 nucleotides. Its product is annotated as receptor-like protein 51. The coding region runs from base 78 to 1361 and encodes 427 amino acids. The record is from RefSeq and is a predicted model, not a curated record. The transcript has a single exon. Lineage: Eukaryota; Viridiplantae; Streptophyta; Magnoliopsida; Zingiberales; Musaceae. Gene Ontology annotation, molecular function: protein binding.